Molecule: messenger RNA, 1694 nt
Organism: Haliotis rufescens (red abalone)
Lineage: Eukaryota; Metazoa; Mollusca; Gastropoda; Lepetellida; Haliotidae
Exons: 3
Coding region: 56-985 (309 amino acids)
Source: RefSeq, a predicted model, not a curated record
CACACUUAGUGGAAGAGGGACACUAGAUGUCUUGGAAGACACGGACAUAUAUACAAUGGCGAAGUACUACAAUUUGGUAGCGCUGAACAUCGUCAUCAUUUUCCUGUUCUUCACGUUGCCCAUUCUGUCAGCCCUGUUCAUUGUCCUAUUGUCCCCGCUUGUAAACACAGUUCUUCUCCUGAGUAUCACCGAUGCUAUCACCUACACGUACCCCACCGAGGUCAGCCCACGUCCCUGGGUCUUCUUCAUCUGGGCCUUUAUCUUCAUCUGGCAGAUCAUCUGGAUCUUCUACUCCAUGAACUUAAGCUACCGGGUAGUUCGUGGAGGACCAUCAGUCCUCCUCACCUCAGUCUUCCUUGGCAUCUUCAUCCUCAGCCUUCUCUUACACGUAGCUUUGAACAUCGCCGCCGUUUUCGUGCUAGUGUUAGCCUUCGUCUUCCUGAUCCUUCUCUCCGCAAGCCUCUUUGCCUGCCUAGCACUGUCUUACAAAUCCCUGUAUGACAAUAGACAGAUACUGGCUGAUCAACAGCGUGGACUGGAUGACUCCCUUGUCAGAGGUUUGGUCCACAACGGUCUAGGCCUGUACGCUACCUGGACCUUGAUUGCUGCUCUGAUAAACAUCGCGGUCCUCAUGACCUACAGAUCUAAUCCACCGAUUGACCAGAGCACUGCCUCAACUGUAAGCCUGGCCUUCAUAGCCGCGUUUUUGGUCGUGUACUUCAUCACUGACCUUACCGUGUUUGACAAAUAUUCCCGCUACACCUUCACACCCUACGUUGCUCUUUUGUGGGCGCUCGUUGCUAUCCUGGUCAACAACGUUGACUUCAGGAAGCACAACACCAUCUUCACCGCCGUGUUGCUUGGGCUGACUGGUUUGAGCUUAAUUGUCAAGAUUGUUGUGGUGUGUGUCAAGAAGAAAACCAACCCCUUGUUUCCUGACCCAACUGCUGUCAAGGACACUGUAGUUGGACACGGUGGACCUUAGUCAGGAAAUAUUGCAGUUGUACAAACCGUUACAAGCUUCACUACUUUCAUAAGAGUUCCAGUAUACAGAUCUAAUUGGAUGAUUAGAAAUAGUUGUAGUGGUAAAGAAUGAAGCUAGCUAUGUGUUAAAUGCAGGAUGUUUUCACACGGAUAUGGCCGCUCUCCCUCACAAUAUUGCAGAUCCGGGGUAGAAUAGGUCUUCAGCAACCCAUGCUUGCCGUAAAUGGUACUCCGAAUGGGUACGCAAUAGGAUAAGAUGGCAAUGUGGUUGUUAACCUUCUGGUCCAAAGUACAUGUUCAACCAGCAGUGAAUGGGUACGCAAUAGGAUAAGAUGGCAAUGUGGUUGUUAACCUUCUGGUCCAAAGUACAUGUUCAACCAGCAGUGAAUGGGUACGCGGUAGGGUGAGAUGGCAAUGUGGUUGUUAACCUUCAAGCUGACAAGGUGCGGAUGUCGUCUGUGGGAAGACUCCACACCCUGCUACACCAGCAUCAUAUAGAGCAACAACUGGAUGUCCUAGUACAAUUAGUCUUUGUACAUGUACAUAUAUGUUCCUUCUUACACACAGUUUGGGUAAAGGUAUCUUGGUUUAGUAUUUUUGCACGUUUUUCAACCACAUGCUAACGGCUACACAAAGUAGUCUAUUUAUUUGCAGGCGGCAGUUUCGAAAUCUACAAUAUAUUGUACACACGCACUGGGUGUAGCACUCAC